This is a messenger RNA of Rhipicephalus sanguineus (brown dog tick), 1031 nucleotides long. Its product is annotated as mucin-1-like. Lineage: Eukaryota; Metazoa; Arthropoda; Arachnida; Ixodida; Ixodidae. The record is from RefSeq and is a predicted model, not a curated record. The coding region runs from base 1 to 1014 and encodes 337 amino acids. The transcript is spliced from 5 exons.
AUGGAACAAAGCCCGGUUAUUUCAAGGGACAAAAGUACUGCAGCGACAAACGUACCAGUGGCCGCAGUCCCCAACGAGCCGCCGGUGUCGCUCGUGGCCAACGGUCCAGCGUCCCCUGCUGGUCCCGCUUACGCGCAAGGCGCCGCCAUCGGUCCCAAUGUGGGAAUCCCCUUCCACACUGAGGGACUGUACUUCCCUCCGCAUUACUGCUUCCUCCCUCCCGACCAAACCGGUGUUACUGCAGCGGUACCCGCAGAUCCGAGCGCUGGUCAGGUUCCGCCCGCAGCUGCGGUCAAAGGUGCGGGAAUCGCCUUCCCUCAGCGGUUUUGCUUGGCGCCCCAAGCCCACGGCGCUGGCGGAACAGGAAGUGCCCCCAACCUCGUCGCUCAAGCUCCUCCCGCAGCUUCGGCGACGGGACCAGCGGUGCAGCGGCCUCCGGUGGUACCCGCCGCUCCUGUGGCCAAAGCUGCGGUUCGUCGCCGGAAGCAGCGAUCCACGGCAGCCGGUCGUCACGCGAGGAAGAAACCUGUCGCUGCCUCCAGUGGCAGCAAGUCACGUGGCGGGCGAAAGUCCGCCAGCGUCGAUACCACCGCAAUGAGCAGCUCGGAUUCAAGCAGCGUCAGUUCCUCUCCUCCCGAGGCGGUCACGACGGUCGGCAGUUCUCGCGAAGAGGAGGCCAAGCCGGUCGCGAAGAAGGACCUGCUCAAGUUGAUGCACACUUCCAACCUGCCCCAGCCGCUUCCCGAGGGCGAAGCCCGCAGGAAGCGACUGGUCACCACCCUCAUGGGGGUCGCGGUCCUGGUGGCGGCCCUGGCGGCCACUGCGUGCCUUCUGGCCCUUCUUAAAGACAACUGGAAGCACGGAGCGCCGACCGAUGGCGACGAAGAAACGAAUGCGAACUCGACCAUCCCAGAGCCACAGUCCGGGCUCGGCUCGCUGGAAGGAGUCGCGAACAAAAGUUUGGCAGAAUACGACAUGCUGCCGAACGAAUAUGGCCCGUUGCAGCAUUCCUAAGCGGUGCCCGAUACUUU